CCCACUGCUGCAGCACCCCCAUUUUCACAGCCAGCGUGAGUCAGCUGGGCCGGCUGCGGGACCGCGAGGGGAAGAUUGCAUUUGGGUAUUGGCAGCCACCCAUUUGCCCGCCAAUGAAGUAUAUCCUGGUUACUGGUGGGGUCAUCUCAGGCAUUGGUAAAGGGAUCAUCGCCAGCAGCAUUGGGACCAUUCUCAAGUCAUGUGGACUCCGAGUUACUGCCAUCAAAAUCGACCCCUAUAUUAACAUCGAUGCUGGGACUUUCUCACCUUAUGAACAUGGUGAAGUGUUUGUUUUAAAUGAUGGUGGAGAAGUUGAUUUGGACCUGGGAAAUUAUGAAAGAUUCUUGGACAUUAAUCUUUAUAAGGACAACAACAUCACCACUGGGAAGAUAUAUGAGCAUGUGAUUAAUAAGGAGAGGCGUGGUGAUUUCCUGGGGGAGACUGUUCAAGUUGUCCCCCAUAUUACUGAUGCUAUCCAGGAGUGGGUCAUGAAUCAAGCCAAGGUGUCCGUGGAUAGUGAUAAGGAAGAACCCCAGAUAUGCGUUAUUGAGCUGGGAGGCACUAUUGGAGACAUCGAAGGAAUGGCAUUUGUGGAAGCAUUCCGACAAUUCCAGUUUAAAGCAAAAAAGGAAAAUUUCUGUAAUAUUCAUGUCAGCCUUGCACCACAGCUCUGUGUUACUGGAGAACAAAAAACCAAACCCACACAAAACAGUGUCCGUUCGCUGAGGGGGUUGGGCUUGUCUCCAGAUCUGAUUGUCUGCCGUAGUUCCAAACCUAUUGAGAUGGCUGUGAAGGAGAAGAUUUCUAUGUUUUGUCAUGUGAACCCUGAGCAGGUCCUCUGUAUCCAUGAUGUUUCUUCCAUCUACCGAGUGCCUCUUCUUUUGGAGGAGCAAGGCGUGGUUAAAUAUUUUAAAGAGAGAUUGAACCUGCCCAUCAGUGACUGUUCAAGUAAUUUGCUUUACAAGUGGAAAGCCAUGACUGACAGGUAUGAAAGACUGCAGAAAAUAUGCUCCAUCGCCCUGGUUGGUAAAUAUACCAAACUCAGGGACUGCUAUGCCUCUGUGUUCAAAGCACUGGAACAUUCAGCCUUGGCCAUCAAUUACAAGUUGAAUCUGAUGUACAUAGACUCCAUUGAUCUGGAGCCAGUCAUGAAAGCUGAGGACCCUAUGAAAUUCCAUGAAGCUUGGCAGAAGCUGUGCAUAGCUGAUGGCAUUCUUGUGCCUGGAGGCUUUGGACUCCGAGGAACGGUGGGAAAACUCCAGGCAAUUUCUUGGGCAAGGACAAAGAAGAUUCCAUUUCUGGGAAUUUGCCUUGGGAUGCAACUGGCUGUGAUUGAGUUUGCAAGAAACUGCCUGAAUUUGGAAGAUGCUAAUUCUACAGAAUUCGAGCCAAACACUCCAGUUCCAUUGGUAAUCGACAUGCCUGAACACAACCCUGGUGACUUGGGAGGAACAAUGAGACUGGGAUUAAGACGAACUGUUUUCACAACUGAAAAUUCCAUACUGAAGAAGCUUUAUGGUGACGUUCCUUAUAUAGAAGAAAGACACAGACAUCGCUAUGAGGUAAACCCUAACAUGAUCAAACGAUUUGAGAAGAAAGACCUUCGCUUUGUUGGUCAGGAUGUAUAUGGGAAGAGGAUGGAAAUUAUUGAAUUGACAAAUCAUCCGUAUUUUGUUGGUGUCCAGUUCCAUCCGGAGUUUACUUCUAGGCCGAUGAAGCCUUCCCCUCCAUACCUGGGGUUCUUACUUGCAGCAACCGGCAAUCUGAAUACCCACCUCCAACAGAUGAGCAGACUGUCGUACAGUGAUGCCUACAGUGAUGUCAGCGACGACAGCUUUUCAGAGGCAAAGCUAGCUGAACUGGAAAUCAACUGA
Molecule: messenger RNA, 1874 nt
Organism: Microtus oregoni (creeping vole)
Lineage: Eukaryota; Metazoa; Chordata; Mammalia; Rodentia; Cricetidae
Gene: Ctps2
Product: CTP synthase 2
Exons: 18
Coding region: 114-1874 (586 amino acids)
Biological process (GO): pyrimidine nucleobase biosynthetic process; CTP biosynthetic process
Cellular component (GO): cytoplasm; cytoophidium
Molecular function (GO): identical protein binding; CTP synthase activity
Source: RefSeq, a predicted model, not a curated record